AUGGAAGAAAGUGGAUUACUCCAGAUAGAUAACCUCCUGCACAAAUUUACUCUUCAUUACAUCUAUCUGUCACACAUAAACACGGCACUUUCAAGUUUUACCUCUGCCUGGAAUAAUCAUCCAUUAAGAACAGAAAAUAACUGGAGCCCUGAGAGGAUUUGGGUUAAUGGGAUGAUUGAUGUGAGAAAUCAUCAAUUGAUGGCGGUUGCUGUGAAUUACUGUAUCUAAAGAUGCAUUACCGUUCCUUAGAGUUAUGCAAGACUCAGACUUUGUCUGGAAGCCUUGAUUAUGACAAGACACUCUCUUUAAGCUCUCAGGCUCGUUCUGAUUUACAAUGGGUCAUUGAGAAUAUUACCCAGUGCAAUGGUAGACUUUUUCAGUUUCCGAAAAUUGAUAUUUACAUCGGGAGUGAUGAUGGUUGCUGGGAUUGUGGAACAAGAG
Messenger RNA from Porites lobata, 441 nucleotides. The record is from the annotation of a GenBank genome assembly. Lineage: Eukaryota; Metazoa; Cnidaria; Anthozoa; Scleractinia; Poritidae.